Molecule: messenger RNA, 1126 nt
Organism: Hyphopichia burtonii NRRL Y-1933
Lineage: Eukaryota; Fungi; Ascomycota; Pichiomycetes; Serinales; Debaryomycetaceae
Product: fluoride transporter
Exons: 2
Coding region: 1-1011 (336 amino acids)
Biological process (GO): fluoride transmembrane transport
Cellular component (GO): membrane
Molecular function (GO): fluoride transmembrane transporter activity
Source: RefSeq, a predicted model, not a curated record
AUGACUCCACGUCCGAGCUUCCUGAAAAUUUACUUUCAUUUGGAUGUUGCGACCGUAUUGAACAUUAUCAACGGAUCUAUAUGGGGAGUGCUUGCCCGUAAAGGGUUGACUGUUUUAACCACGUAUAGCGGAAGUUAUCUUGGAGGUCUUAUUUGGGCUAACUUCACUGCUUGUCUUGUUAUGGGAUUUCUCGUUCACAGCUCAAGGAUUUGGCGAACCUCUCUUGAUGAUAAAUAUUACAGCACUAAGGCUCAGAUACCUAUAUACGCUGGUAUUGCUACUGGAUUUUGUGGUACUUGUUCCUCUUUCUCAUCUGUAUUCUUAGAAGCUUUCAAUAAGUCUGCCAAUACUUUACCCAGCUCAUCAUACAUAUAUCCUAAUAGUGCUUAUGGAAUCAUGGAAUGCAUUGCGGUUCUAAUUGCCCAAUUGGGGCUUUCUUGCAGCGGGUUUCUUAUGGGAAAGCAUCUUUGUGAAGCCUUGGAUAUCUUUAGUAUUCCAAUCCGAUUAUAUAAGUUUUUGGAACUCGGAACAUCAAUCUUAGGAAUAGUUGCUUAUAUCAUUGCCAUAGUGUUGAUUGGAACCGAAAAGUCCUGGAGAUCCUGGACUUUUGCCAUUUUCUUUGCUCCCUGGGGGGCAUUACUUCGUUUUUACUUAUCGAAAUAUUUGAAUGGUAAAUUCAAAAAAUUUCCUCUAGGGACAUUCACUGCUAACAUAUUGGGGACCCUACUACUAGCUGUGUUCACCUUGUUGUCUCGAGGCAAAAGCAUUUCUACAAGUUCCCAUCCAAUUGUCACCAAAUUGAUUGGAUGUCACGUUUUGGCAGGAUUGGACGAUGGCUUCUGCGGUGCUCUCACCACAGUGAGCACAUUCGUCUCCGAAUUGUUCUUCUUAGGAACUCUUCACAGCUAUGUCUACGGAUUUGUCUCCUCGGUACUUGCGUACGUCAUCAUGAUAUUACUUUUAGGCUCUUAUAAUUGGACAAUAGGCUUAAUGGAUCCUGUGUGCACUUAGUGUCUUCAUUUUUUUCCUUCACUUCUUUCUUAAUCUUAUCACUUUGAUAAUACACCUUAAUCUUAUCACUUUGAUAUUCUUCCUUCUUAAUUUCAUCAAUUAAAUAAACUUUCGG